AUGGUGGUGCGGUACCACCAGAACCGCUGCACCGCUUGCAACGCCGUGGACAAGAGUUUUGAGUUUCUCUGCCACCAGAGUGCUGAGCGACUCCCAGGCCUUAAGUUUUACGAGAUCAACAAGGACGAGGUGCCGGAGCUCACCAAAAAUCUUGUGCGCUUCCCGCAGGUGAAGGGGUACAGCGGCGGGCACUGGAUGGACCUGGAGUUUAAGCCCCCUGCCGACUUCCGCGAGGAGCUUUACCAGGCUGUGGAGCAGGAAGUGAAGCGUCGCAAGGACAGGGGUCGGCCCGUCACGGCGCUCGAGGCGGAGGAAAUGUACUUCUCCGCCGCCGGUCCAUCCAUGUUGGAGGUGCUCCAGGAGUCUAUCGUGAAGUUUUACUGCAAAUCACAGGUGCGUCUGCACAACUACUGGAAGCAGGUCUCGGUGCGACGGUCGUGGUUUUUCAAGAAGUUUAUUGAGCCUAGGGUUGAGGAACGCUUGCGGGAUGAGUGGCAGAUGAAGUCGUUGUUUGGAGAAAAGAUUAUGUACGGUCCGGAGCCCAAACUAGAGGAGUUCUGA
This is a messenger RNA of Trypanosoma rangeli, 561 nucleotides long. RefSeq lists its product as uncharacterized. The record is from RefSeq and is a predicted model, not a curated record. Bases 1 to 561 code for a protein of 186 amino acids. Lineage: Eukaryota; Euglenozoa; Kinetoplastea; Trypanosomatida; Trypanosomatidae. The transcript has a single exon.